AUGCAACAGCACUCUGAAUCGGAUGAUCAAUCUCCUGUUCAUGUAAUCUAGUUUUAAGAUAAGAAUAAUGAGAUUGAGUCGGAAGCCUUAUGGGAUUAGGAAGAAGGAUAGCAAGAAUAUCAUAUUCAAAUUAACACUGAUCGAAUUCUGGACAUAUUUCAAUCCAUAGAAACUUAAAUUGAUCCAUUUACUUGUGUCUUCAAAACGAAUCAAUAGAUGAUUGUAAUGUACAAACAGAAAUUGCCAUUGCUGAGAAGAUUAGGAUAUUUGUUAUGCAAGAGUGAAGCUAAAUAUUGCAUAAUACUAGUAAAACUAGAGAAUCAGAAUUCCUUAUUGAUUAAGUCUCUUAAAGGAGACUCUGAGAUAAAUGAUGGCAUCAUGAAAAAAAUAGGAAAUGCAAUAUAUCAAUUUUCAGACAAAAAUUAACAUCUGUCACAUAUAGAUGAGAUUAUGUAAGUGUAAAUUUAUAUAAGACAUGAAGAUUCGAGAUUCAAUCCUUUUCAUUUAGAUAGUUUGAGUGUUGCAAUGAUUUACAAACAUCUUCAAGACAAAAUUGUGAUACCAGAAAAAAUAAAUAUGAAAUAACUCUACAAUUUAGUUGAAAAAGAGCAUGACAAAAUAAAAGAAGAACCAUUGUUAAUUAAAUCAAUUUAGGUUAGUCAAUUCCAUAUCUUUACAAUUGAGCGUUACAUUUUCAAUAAGAUAUUUGAUUAGAUGAUGAAUCAGUAUAUUGAAAAGUAUUAAGAAAGACAGGAGUAGGUUGACUAGAAGAAAAUGCAAUUGAGAUAGAAGUAUUCUAAAGCGGAUUUAAUCCAUUCUUUGGAAAUCAAAGAUCAAUAUCUACCUCAAUCAGAGAUACCAUACCAUGAGGCCAUAAAUGAAUUAAAGUUGAUUAAUCUCUACAAAACUCCAACUGAAAUGUUGAAGCAAUUUCAAUAUGUUCUAGUUUUGAUUAGGGGAGUGGCUUUUUAAUGCAAUCAGAAGGAAGAAAUCAUUGCAAUGGAUGACGAAUUGCCCAUCUUAAUUUGGGUGGCAUUGAUGAGUGAUGUUCCUAAUCUCUAUGCAAAAAUAUUCUUUGUGGAUGAUUAUAUACAGGAAAUCGAAAAUGAGAAGCGCAUCUUAACUAAUCUGAGGGUCUCUUUAGAUUACAUAUCUAAAGAAUGGAAAUUAUGA
Molecule: messenger RNA, 1173 nt
Organism: Paramecium tetraurelia
Lineage: Eukaryota; Ciliophora; Oligohymenophorea; Peniculida; Parameciidae
Exons: 2
Biological process (GO): vesicle-mediated transport
Cellular component (GO): cytosol; endocytic vesicle
Molecular function (GO): guanyl-nucleotide exchange factor activity; small GTPase binding
Source: RefSeq, a predicted model, not a curated record